Hippocampus zosterae (dwarf seahorse) is the source of this 4516-nucleotide messenger RNA. RefSeq names its product ring finger protein 220a (gene rnf220a). Gene Ontology annotation, molecular function: ubiquitin protein ligase activity; metal ion binding. NCBI's taxonomy places the organism in Eukaryota, Metazoa, Chordata, Actinopteri, Syngnathiformes, Syngnathidae. The record is from RefSeq and is a predicted model, not a curated record. Bases 443 to 2599 code for a protein of 718 amino acids. Gene Ontology annotation, biological process: protein ubiquitination. The transcript has 16 exons.
CUCUCUCUCUCACACACACACACUCGCGCUCUCUAUUACGCGCAUACAUUGUCCUCCUUGGGCAAGCUAACGGGGAGGUGUUAACUACUUUGACUUGUGGUUAUCCUCGGUGCUUGCGGCGCGCGAGUCACCGCCACUGUCAUUUGGCGAAAAGUUUUGGGUUUGUUGUGGGGAUAAAACAAAAAAACAAAAAAAAAGGAGCCGGAAACCGAGGAGGCUUCCACAGAAGUAGUGGAUUCUCCCAUGAAGAGUUUGACCAGCGGAAGAUGAGGAAGCGACUGUAAGGACCUUCGACACCCAAUCGGGCUUUGGCAGAGCCAAGCGCCCCGGCUCGACUCGCAGCUCCGGUCUGAGACGCUUUCCCAAGGAGGCCGCGUUGAGCUUCUCCGAGGAGGAAGCGCUUCGUCCUCAAUUCUUCUCGAGCGCCCUCAUCCGUUUCGACAUGGACCUCCACAGAGCAGCGUUCAAGAUGGAGAGCUCCUCCUACCUGCCCAAUCCCCUGGCCUCGCCCGCCCUCAUGGUCCUGGCCUCCACCGCCGAAGCUUCCCGCGACGCCUCCAUUCCAUGCCAGCAACCGCGCCCGUUCGGCGUGCCCGUUUCGGUGGAGAAAGACGUUCACUUGCCGUUUAACAACGGCUCCUACACCUUUGCGUCAAUGUACCACCGCCAAGGCGGCGUCCCGCCGGGUUUCCCCAACAGGGACUUUCCUCCGUCCCUCCUCCACCUCCAUCAUCAGUUUGCUCCGCCCAACCUGGACUGCUCGCCAAUCAGCAUGCUGAAUCACAGCGGUGUCGGGGCCUUCAGGCCCUUCGCUUCUCCUCCCGAGGAUCGAGACGGCGCGCCGGGCGGCUAUCAGUCCGCUUUCACGCCGGCCAAGCGCCUGAAAGGCUGCCUGGACGCGGAAGCUUCCCCCCACCUCCGUUAUUCCGACGCCGAGGGGAAAGAAUACGACUUUGGCGGUGCCCAGAUCCCACCCGGGAGCUCGCCCGCCGGCGCCUUGAAGGCCGUCGAGGACGGCGGGAAGAAGCUCUUUGCUGUGUCCGGCCUUCUUUCAGACCGCGAGACUUCAUCCAGCCCCGAGGACCGCAUCGAGCGCUGGCAAUGGUGGACACCGAGGGUCCCCAACCACCGGUCCGUGGACCGGUACCGGGCUUCGGCCCAUUUGGGAGCGGGCCGCACAGAGGCAGACCUGACUGCGAGCCGUAAGAAGAAAAUGUCGCUGUACGACAGCCAGGCUCCAAUCUGCCCCAUUUGCCAAGUGCUGCUCAGGCCCGGCGAGCUCCAAGAACACAUGGAAACGGAGAUCGAAAGACUUGCCAACAUGUGCCUUAGCAGUAAAAUUCCUUCACCCAAGGAUGGGCCAGUCACUCCAGGAACUCCCAAGUCAAUGCUGUUAUCGGUGCACAUCAAGCGUGAGGGAGAGUCUCCGGUGGCCUCACCGUUGUCAUCAGAAGAUGCCCACCACUCGGACAGAUACCAGACAUUUUUACGAGUUCGCGCUAACAGACAAACACGGCUGAAUGCCCGUAUAGGCAAGAUGAAGAGGAGGAAGCCUGAGGAUGGGGGCCAGGUAUGUCCGCUGUGCAGUGCCCCGUUGGCCGGGAGCGAGGAGGAGAUGAGUAGACAUGUGGAACAAUGCCUCAUCCAGCGUGAAGGCGCGCUCGGCGAUGACGACUCCGCCGAUCUGGACGGCGACAGCGGGCGCGGCUUUGAGGAGUACGAGUGGGCCGGACAGAAGAGGAUCAGAGCAACCGCACUUUUGGAGGGAGGCUUCAGAGCCACCGGUUUUGCUACAUGUAGUAUCAAAGAGAGCGGGGCAGACAGCGACGCAGACCUCGACGUGGAUGGAGACGACACGUUGGAGUAUGGCAAAGCGCAGUACACCGAGGCGGACAUCAUUCCAUGUUCCGGAGCUGGAGAAGACCAAGGAGAAGCCAGAGAGCGGGAGGCACUACGGGGGGCCGUGCUCAACGGAGGCGUGCCCUCCAACAGAAUAACGCCCGAGUUCUCCAAAUGGGCGAGCGAUGAGAUGCCUUCAACGAGCAAUGGAGAAAGCUGCAAAAUGGACCCAAGCGCUCCCUCGUCCUCCACUCCGUCUUCCACCUCCUGCGUCCCACGCACCUGUAAAAACAGCGAGAUUGAGAAAGUAACAGAGGACGAGUCCACGGCGACCACCAUGGAGGCUCUGAAGGCUCGAAUCAGAGAAUUGGAGAAGCAGAUACUGAGAGGGGACCGCUACAAGUGUCUCAUCUGCAUGAGGAAGCCCGCAAUCCAGUCAGGUGUGGAAAUCAAGAGACUAGGGGCAUGGCCAGGGCCCCGCCCUUUGGCCGGUGAGCUCAGAGAGAGGCAGCCUAAGUCCCUCCCCCUUGGCUUGUACUACCUGUACAGGGGCCUUGUGAUUGGUGGCUACGGCAGCAGCAUAAAGAGGCUCCUCCCGCAGCCUCUUCGGAGGGAUUCCUACACGAUGCCCCUCACCUCCAUACAGUGCUGGCAUGUCCACUGUGAAGAAUGCUGGCUCAGGACUCUGGGGAACAAGAAGCUGUGUCCUCAGUGCAACACCAUCACCUCCCCCGGAGACCUACGACGCGUCUACUUGUAAAGAGCCCGGUCUCCGAGCCUCAGCCACCACCGUGGAGUUCAUUCUUGUCGUCGUUUUGUUUCCCCCUGCCCGGCAAUUCUGUGGACCAGGUUGUCGGGUGCCAAACCUUACAAAAAAAGAAAGUUAUGGGAAUUGAACUGGCUCGAAUGAACGAAUGACAUGAGCAGCGCUCACCGUCUGUUGCUGCCACAAUAACACUGGGGAGGGCGGGCUGGGGCUGGACAGUCCUCCACAAUAUUGCGUGUCAUCUACUGAUGUCCUGUUAGCCAGCAGACAUCCUGACACAUCUUGACUCACCUACGUUUGUCCUGCUGAGAACUUUGAGCUCCACCGGAGCUUGACAUGUUAGCAAAUUCUGAACGAGCCGACCUCCAAGACUGGAACCAUGUGCCCUGACUCUUUUUCAACAUCCCAGUGGACUCCAUUCAACUUGAUGGAAAACUUUCUGUUGUUGUUGUUGUUGUUGGUUUCCCUUAUUAUAUGCAGAAAGAAAACUCGAGAAGAGGCCUGUCCGUGACAGCUGAGCUUUCUGACCAACUGAGAAGAAUCUCCCCAGUCAUUUCCCUGAGGUGGACUCCUCCUUGACCUCUUGUCCGAGAUAAAACUCCUUUUUGGUUUCUUCAGGAAAAAAAAAAUUAAAAAUCCCCGCCCAUUCAAGAUGCAGUCCAACCACAUGUCAUUACAGUUGUGUACGUUUACAAAGUUAGAGUUUCAACAAUGUGGAGUACACGCACGCACACAACACAAAUGCAUAAACGAGUGUACAAUAUUUAAGUUGUGUUUUUAGUCAGAAGGGUCUAGGUAACAACAAAAAAAAACGGCUGAAAUUAAAAGAAGCCUUCUGUAUUUUCCAAAACAAGAUGGUUUGAAGAUGUUCAUUGUACAGAAAAAAAAGACGACUCAAAAAUAGCUGGUCAAGAUUUAGGUGUACUUUGACAGAAUACCUCCCGAUAAUUGAGUGUAGCGCUUAAGAAAAAAAAAAAGAGGCAAGUGAUGAUCUUCUGUUUGUUUUUCUGGUUGGGAGUGACAUCCGACAUCCCAAGACUCCCAAAUUCAUGUCAAGCAAGCAGGGCGAUGAAGCUGCUGCUCUUUGCUCCCAAUACUCUAUACGCUUUGAGAAUAGCUGCGGAUCCUUCCUUACGUUUUAACCGAAUGACUCUCUGACAACAAAAGUCAUUUUCCUUCAUUCUCAUACUGCAUGCCGCAACGGUCAAAAAAGGGACAACCAGACUUUUCCAGCUCACUGAGAGGAAGCCUCUGGAAAAAUGCAGUGUGGCCCGUGCAGAACCGGCCACAACUCCGCAGCUUAACCCCCCCACCCCACCCCUUGUCCUCCGAUGGCAGCACCCGAGGUGGUGGUGCGCUUUGUGUUUGUAAAACUAUGUAUUCUGUGGUGUCUGUAUUGAUGGUAAAAAUGCUGAGGAAAAAAACAAAACAAAGAAAAUAAAACAUUCUUAAGUAACACGAGUGGUCCUGUUGACAAACCCUGGGUCGUCAUAUAUGAAGAAAAAAAAAUUCUGUUUGUGAACAUUUUAAUAGGAUUUGGAAGCUUCAUUGUGACAAAUCCGAUCAAUCCACUGUGCCACCAUGGAAACGCACCUUUGCCCCAUAUCACCACGACACCUGGACCAAGUGGGCACGAGGCAAUUCCUCGAAUUCCACUGUUUACAUUUUUUUUUUUGUCUCUUCACUCCGUAUCUGACAACCUCCCAGAACACUUUAAUCGCAGAGAGUAACCCGGAUCUCAUGUGCCAUUCCUGGCUCUGUUGAUGGAUUCAAAUAUGCCCCAAAGAUGACAAAUUGCACAAAAUGAAUUAUGUCACAAUUAUUUUGUGUCUUGUAUAUUCUUGGAAAUGAUACGUUUUUCCCGUUUGUAAAUUACAUUUGACAUUAAUUAAAUGAUUGUAAAUCUCACAU